Molecule: messenger RNA, 1128 nt
Organism: Cotesia glomerata
Lineage: Eukaryota; Metazoa; Arthropoda; Insecta; Hymenoptera; Braconidae
Exons: 3
Coding region: 1-1128 (375 amino acids)
Biological process (GO): DNA integration
Molecular function (GO): nucleic acid binding
Source: RefSeq, a predicted model, not a curated record
AUGCAUCUGGGUAAUAAAGCAGAAAAUAUCCAAGAACCUUUCGAAAUUCGAGAUUUAAAAAAAAAUUUUAGCUUAAAAAUUUUUCCUGGACAUAACACUGACUCACGCAAGAGUGUCUGGAUCGUUGGAGGCCGUGUUCCAGUCAGAUCAUUUAUUUUACGCUGCGUUAUCUGCACGAGACACCGUGGAGAACUCGCUCAACAGUUGAUGGGUCAACUACCCGCCGCACGAGUACAGCCAACUCGAGCCUUCUUGCAUACAGGACUCGACUACGCUGGACCUAUCACGCUGAAAACGUUUCAAGGACGUGAAGCAAAAACAUACAAAGGCUGGAUUGCAGUCUUUGUAUGCAUGUUCAGUUCAGCUGUACAUUCAGAGCUAGUAACUGACUACACCGCUGCCGCUUUCAUCGCCGCUUAUCGCCGCUUCACUAGUCGCCGAGGUAUCUGCCACACGCUAUAUUCAGACUGUGGAACCAAUUUUGUAGGAGCAGAUAAAGAGCUGAAACGACUAUUCGCUGCAGGAUCUCGCACAUUACGAGAAUUAUCAACCUUGAUCGCUCAAGAUGGCACGAACUGGAAAUUUAAUCCGCCUGGAGCUCCACAUUUUGGAGGAAAAUGGGAAGUCGCUGUGAAAUCUAUCAAAUUUCACCUUCGAAGAACAAUCGGAGACUCGCUGUUGACGCAUGAACAAUAUUCAACGCUACUGGCUCAAAUUGAAGCCAUAUUGAAUUCCAGACCGCUCACACCACUAAAUGAAGAUCCUGCUGACCUAGCUGUACUGACGCCAGGUCACCUCUUAAUCGGAAAGUCACUCACCGCUAUCCCAGAGCCAUCGCUGACAGAUUUACAACCUGCUCGGCUCUCGCACUGGGAACAAGUCCAGCAAACGAUCAAGGUGGGUUCAGUUGUACUGAUCACCACUGAGGAUCUCCCGCCAACCAAGUGGCAAUUAGCCAAAGUAAUUGCUGUCCAUCCAGGUGAAGAUGGACAAAUCCGCGUGGUAACUGUUAAGACAGUUAACAGAGAGCUGGUACGUCCAAUUACAAAGCUCUGUGUCCUACCGCUAACGCAUGAAGAAGAUGAUCUUGUCGACGCAGCCGCCAACCCGGGGGAGAAUGUUCGGUGA